AUGCCAAACACCACGGCAUGUUUGAACCUCAAUUCCGAACUAUGGCUUUUUCGAGAAGAUAUGUCAUCGAGAGUGAGUUUUUCUAACAAAAAAAUAUAAUUCGAAAAACUGUUCAAUUUCAGUGGUACAUAAUGGUAAUUUUCGCGUUUCUUUAUCUUCUCAUCAUCGCCGCGGGUAUCAUCGGAAACACUUGUGUUAUUCUGGCAAUCACUAGAAACAAGUGAGUACCAACUACCGUAACCCGAUUUCGAAAUUUAAAAUUCAGAUCACUUCAAACGGUGCCAAAUCUCUUCAUCCUCUCGUUAUCCUGCUCGGAUAUCGUCGUGUGUUGCACUUCAGCAACAAUAACUCCGAUAACCGCGUUUAAAAAGGAAUGGAUUUUCGGAGAGGCGUUGUGUCGGGUCGCCCCUUUCAUUGCGGUACGUGAGAAUGUUUUACUUCCCUGUACAAAUACCAGGCACAUCCCCCUUUUCCGGACACAUACAUCAUAAUACGAACUUCCUGAGGAAAUGAAAUAAAACGUUAUUUUUAAGGGAAUCAGCCUCUGCUUCUCGACUUUCACGUUGACGGCUAUCUCGAUUGACAGAUACAUUCUAAUCCGAUUCCCGAUGCGAAAACCGAUUUCGCAUUACCAGGCGUGCGGUGUCAUUGCGGUAACAAGAUGAACUUUUGGACUUUUUCAAAAAACCCCGCAUUUUUCAGUUGAUCUGCGCGUUCGCCGCCACCAUCACAUCUCCGAUCAUGUUCAAACAGAGGCUCGGAGAAUUUGAGAACUUUUGUGGGCUGUACUGCACGGAGAACUGGGGAGCGAAUGAGAGUCAACGGAAGAUCUACGGAGCCGCGCUGAUGUUUCUUCAACUCGUCAUUCCACUCACCAUCAUCAUCAUCUCCUACACUGCGAUUUCACUCAAAAUCGGACAAAGUAUGAUUUUGAAGGGAGCGAAAAAACAGAAAACGGACAACUGGGAGAUGGAGUUGAGUGAUCAGCAAAGGAUUGCGGUGAAGAGAAGACAGAGAACAAAUCGGAUGCUCAUCGGGAUGGUGGUUGCGUUCGCCUGCAGUUGGAUUUGGUCGGUCUCCUUUAACAUUCUAAGAGAUUAUGACUACCUGCCGGACCUUAUCAAAAACCAAGAGUAUAUCUUUGGUAUUGCAACACAUUGCAUUGCGAUGACAUCAACGGUAUCAUAAUCACACUCGUACUUGGCUAGUUACUCUUAUAUUUUCAGGUCUGGAACCCUCUUCUCUACGCAGUUCUCAACCUCCAACUUCGCGCGGCUUUCAUCGAUUUAAUGCCGCAAUGGCUCCGUCGGCGCCUCAACCUGGAAGGCGACAAUAGUUCGCCACUACUCAACCAUCCAACAAUGACGAUCACGAAUAAGUACGGAUCCACGGCGACACAGGUAAACGCCCGAUCGGCAACAUUGUGCACGUGUCACGCCACACCACCACCCGCAAACUGUUACUGUUCCUGUCUCCAAUACUUCUUUUAAAACAAUGCAGGCUCUUUUUAUUUGCACUUGUGGUGAUUUUUUCCGACCUCUCAAACUCUUUUUGUACUUUCUUUACACCGAGAGAGCGAGAGCCGCAUGAAACCUGAUUCUGCUGCCAGUUUUUUACGUGUAAUAGAAUUUGAACCAGUUUUGUGAGCUCGUUGUAACCGAAAAUUGCGGCAGAUUCUAGGUUUGAACAAAAAUUAAUUGAUUUCGAGUUGUGAGCUUUGAGAGUCCUGUAGAUUUGAACAGUUGAACACAGAGAAAUGAGAUGAGAAAGUGGCUGAACUUCGACGCAUGAACACGCUGGCACACUGAUGAACAUCACGGAAGAGUUGCCCCAAAAAAUGAUGAUGAUGAUGAUGAUGAUGAUGAUGAUGAUGGGUGUGCAUGAUGUUUGUUGACCGGGUUUUACCUGAAAACUUUUUUCCAAAACUUUUGCAAUUCUUAUUGAUCGUGGUGGUAGUCGUUCACUUAGAGGUGAUUAUGCACCGUUUUUGCGGCUUCUCAACGCUUUUCUGAUACUUCUCGCUCCUCAAACUUUUGUCAGUUUUGUGAUAGAUUUUUGUGAUACAUGAUUCAUAGAAGCUUCAAAAUAUGUGUAGAAGAAAUCGCUACCCUGGUGAAUGAUUCCAUCGCCAUUCGUAACCCUGAAGAUUUUGAUUCCCGAUUGAUGUACCUGACCGGACUAAGCACGGAAGUGAAAUAUUCUCCGGCCAUCUAGAUGGUCUCUCUAUCUUUUCCCUCCCUAUCGCCUAGACAAUGCUAGUCAAUGUAGUGAUUAUAUCCAAACUGUGGAUCGAUUCAUCUGGAAUGAUUGAAACAAUGAUUUUUUGUACAGAAUUUGAAGAAAAACGUGUAUUUUUUUUGAGGCGGAAUCCACCAGUUUGUUGGCAUAGAUGCAAAAGUUCUACGAGGUAAUUAGAUCUCAGGAAUCGAAAUCUUGAAGGGUUUUAGGAAAAUAAAACAAGAAAUGGGUAAGAGUACCGAACUGAGAAGAAAGAGUACAAUCAAAAGAAAUUGCUAGUUUUCUGCAUCUACCGUAACCAUUUUUCCUGUAAUGCCUUCGUACUUUUUGAUUUUUCCUUUUCUUCCGACCUAUCAUCCACCCUUUCCACAUUUUCCCAUUCACAUAACCUCUCAACUCUUUCUCUCAGUUUCAGUAUUCUUCAACCCAUAACUCAUUCUCAUUUUUUUGUUUAUUCUGCAUUUUUAGGCAAUCAAAGCCACAUACGUUAAUACCAACAACGGACAACCAUACGUGUCAACAAGUUUAGUGGGUAAAGUUCAACCGGAACCACCUAGUUUUUCAUUGUAAGCUGCUCAAAUUCCAGUCUGAUCCUUCAUAAUAAAUCGUUUUCAGUAAUGGAUCAACUCGCAAAAAGUCGUCGGUGAUGCGCAUACUAGUUCAAAAAAAGAGGGGAGAAGAGGAGGAGCAACUAAUCACAAAGGAAUCACCGUCGCCGCCCGAAAUUCAAAUGGAUACAUUGUGCGCGGCGCCGAUAAUCCCCAGACGCAAGAGUGCCCAGCCGAGGGCCACAAAUGAGAAAGUUGUGCUGCCGAGAAAGACCUCCUUCUAG
Caenorhabditis sp. 36 PRJEB53466 is the source of this 3070-nucleotide messenger RNA. The record is from the annotation of a GenBank genome assembly. Lineage: Eukaryota; Metazoa; Nematoda; Chromadorea; Rhabditida; Rhabditidae.